AUGACAACUUCGAUGGUUCUGCAUCCACGCUGGGCGGACACCUUGAUGUAUGUAUAUGAAAAAAGCCUGAAUGAAAGUAAUCCGAAUAAAAACCAAUCCAUGGAGGGACUAAGCGGGAAUUGUCCUGCUACCCACUGCAGGGAACUGAUAUCACACUCGGCGUUGGGACGACACUCAGGCACCAUAAGCCACCAGGGUUCUGUGUACUCGGACAUACCCUCCCACGACACUGGGCGACAGUGCCCCGCUCCCCAGACUUCCUCCAGCGCCACCCUUGGUUAUGGCUACCCAUUCGGAAGCCCGUAUUACGGGUGUCGGUUGUCACACUCGCACAACGUUAACUUGCAGCAGAAGCAAUGCUCUUACCACCCCGCAGAGAAAUAUGCAGAACCCAGCGCGGCACUGCCCACCGAAGAGCUGUCAAGCCGGGCAAAGGAGUUCGCAUUUUACCCGGGUUUUGCCAGCUCAUACCAGACUGUCCCGGGUUACUUGGACAUGUCGGUGGUUCCCGGUAUCAGUGCGCACCCGGAACCGAGACAUGAAACUUUGAUUCCCAUGGAUGGCUACCAGCACUGGGCUCUAUCUAAUGGCUGGGAUGGACAGGUGUACUGUUCUAAAGAGCAAACACAGUCAACACAUCUCUGGAAGUCGCCCUUCCCAGAUGUCGUGCCUUUGCAACCAGAGGUCAGCAGCUACCGACGAGGCCGCAAAAAGCGAGUUCCUUACACCAAGAUCCAACUGAAGGAGCUAGAGAAAGAGUAUGCAGCUAGCAAGUUCAUCACCAAAGACAAGAGACGGCGAAUAUCUGCCACUACUAAUCUCUCCGAACGCCAGGUCACCAUCUGGUUCCAGAACCGGCGGGUGAAGGAGAAGAAAUUCGUCUGUAAAUCUAAAUCAAGCUCUCAUAUGCAUGCCACUUGAUUCAGUCCAAUGUCACUGGCAUGGCAACUCAAAUACUUUUUCAUCACUAACGCUCGAUAUUUAUCUAUUGACUCAUCUCCCUAUUUGGACAUAAACUGGGGGGAAAUACAGAAGAAUAUUUACUAAACCUGGUUUGGAACGAAUGAUCACAUCCUUACAGGAGCGUCGAA
Molecule: messenger RNA, 1091 nt
Organism: Oncorhynchus masou masou (cherry salmon)
Lineage: Eukaryota; Metazoa; Chordata; Actinopteri; Salmoniformes; Salmonidae
Product: homeobox protein Hox-C13a-like
Exons: 2
Coding region: 1-921 (306 amino acids)
Biological process (GO): regulation of transcription by RNA polymerase II
Molecular function (GO): RNA polymerase II cis-regulatory region sequence-specific DNA binding; DNA-binding transcription factor activity, RNA polymerase II-specific
Source: RefSeq, a predicted model, not a curated record